GGGAGGCGCCCGGGCCCUCAUCAAGUGACCAGUAUCCCUUCCAGGAGAACACGGUCCUUCAGAGGAAAGCGAGCUCCAACCCGCGGCCCCGGCGCCAAGCCGCCGUCAUCUCCUUCCUGUGCCGGGUGAUCGUCUCCUCACCCACCCGGAAAAACAUAGUCCGCCCCCACGUCCUUGUGGAAUAGCGCCCGCUUCCAAGCACCGUGACUCUCUUUGCCCUACCCUUGUCUUUCCCAUUCCAAUUACUCUAGAACCCACCGAGAGGAUAAUUCAGCCCUGCAAAGAAACUGAUGGGGAGAAGCGAAGAAGGGAACCCAGGAGGGAGGGGAGGCAGGGCUGCGGAGGGACACCGAGGCGGCGGACGUAGUGCGCACGCGCAGCACAGAACGAGUUCCGGUCUGGCCGAGGCUUGUCUCCUAAAAAUAGCCCCGGUGUGGGGAUCCGUGCGCGGAUGUCCCGGCGAGUCCCGGGCUGAAAGAGGCGGCUCCGGGCGGCGCGGAGCGCUGGUGGCGGGCCCGAGCUGCGGCGUGUGCGCGCCCGCCAGCUGCUCCGGAGAUACGGAAUUGCAUUUUGUGAAAAAAGAACAAGAAUUUUCUGCGAGGAUCAUAUCUAAGUGCACUUUUUGCUGAUACUUCAUUUCUAAUCUUGUAGAAAAUUUCAGCUGUAGCCCUUGGACUAGAAGCUGAAAUAACAGAAGCUGUGUACGAUGCAUUAGGGUAUUGAAGAAAAUUAACUUUUGAAUUAAAUAUUUGGAAUAUAAGGAAAUAAGGAAAGGUGACUGAAAAUGGGGCGGAAGAAAAUACAAAUCACACGCAUAAUGGAUGAAAGGAACCGACAGGUCACUUUUACAAAGAGAAAGUUUGGAUUAAUGAAGAAAGCCUAUGAACUUAGUGUGCUCUGUGACUGUGAAAUAGCACUCAUCAUUUUCAACAGCUCUAACAAACUGUUUCAAUAUGCUAGCACUGAUAUGGACAAAGUUCUUCUCAAGUAUACAGAAUAUAAUGAACCUCAUGAAAGCAGAACCAACUCGGAUAUUGUUGAGGCUCUGAACAAGAAGGAACACAGAGGGUGCGACAGCCCAGACCCUGAUACUUCAUAUGUGCUAACUCCACAUACAGAAGAAAAAUAUAAAAAAAUUAAUGAGGAAUUUGAUAAUAUGAUGCGGAAUCAUAAAAUCGCACCUGGUCUGCCACCUCAGAACUUUUCAAUGUCUGUCACAGUUCCAGUGACCAGCCCCAAUGCUUUGUCCUACACUAACCCAGGGAGUUCACUGGUGUCCCCAUCUUUGGCAGCCAGCUCAACGUUAACAGAUUCAAGCAUGCUCUCUCCACCUCAAACCACAUUACAUAGAAAUGUGUCUCCUGGAGCUCCUCAGAGACCACCAAGUACUGGCAAUGCAGGUGGGAUGUUGAGCACUACAGACCUCGCAGUGCCAAAUGGAGCUGGAAGCAGUCCAGUGGGGAAUGGAUUUGUAAACUCAAGAGCUUCUCCAAAUUUGAUUGGAGCUACUGGUGCAAAUAGUUUAGGCAAAGUCAUGCCUACAAAGUCUCCCCCUCCACCAGGUGGUGGUAAUCUUGGAAUGAACAGUAGGAAACCAGAUCUUCGAGUUGUCAUCCCCCCUUCAAGCAAAGGCAUGAUGCCUCCACUAGAUCCAAUCCACGAUACCACAUUACAUUUAGCAAUCAUGUCUCUUUAGCCUCCUCUUGACUGUGAGAGUUUCUAAGACUUUCCUUGCUUUAAUGACCUUGACAGUUUUGAGGAGUGCUAGUCAGGUAUUUUUAUAGAAUGUCUCUAGUUAAGAUUUGUCUGAUGUUUUUCUCAUGCUUAUACUGUGGUUGUUGGUUUGACGGAGGUAGGCCAUAGAAUUAAGAUGCUGUUUUCAUCACAUCAUAUCAAGAGUACCUACUACAUUUGUUAUCCCUUAUCUGAGAUACUCAGGACCAGAAGUAUUCCAGAUUUCAGAUUUUUUCAAGUUUUGGAAUAUUUCCCUUAUACUAAUAAGUAGAUCAUCCCAAAUCCAAAAAUCUGAAAUCCAAAAUGAUCCAAUGAGUACUACAUUCGAGUGUCAUGUUGGUGCUCAACAGGUUUUGGAUCUUGGAGCAUUUCAGAUUUCAGAUUUUCAGAUUUGGGAUGACCAACCUGUAUCGUCAUAACUAUUGCUGAUGUUAAUUUGAUCACCUGGCUGAUGUUUAACAGGUAUUUACCAGAUUUGUUUUCUGUAAAGUUACUCUUUCUCCCGCUUUUCAUACUGUAGCCUUUGGGUAGGAAAUUACCAUGUUCAGCCCACACUUUUAAGGAGUGGGGAGUUAAGGCUUCACUUUCUUAAGAGAAGGAUAUCUACAUAAGUUAUUUGGAAUUCUUCUGCACAGGAGAUUUAUCUCUUCUCUCUCAUUUAUUCAACCAUUUAUUUCUAUCAAUAUGGACUUGUGGGCAUUUAUUUUAAUACUUUGGUUUAUAAUACAAUACCACGUUUUUCUGUUGCUUUGUUCUAGCUUCAGCUUUUGAGGGCUAUCUGCUUGAUUCCUAUGUCCCUUUGAUAUAUCCUUAUUUUUGUGGGUUUUUUUUUUUCAGGGGGAGCAGGCGCUUUUUUAUUUUCUGGCACUAUAAUAUGUUCUAGGCUCAUCUUGGGUAUUUUCUGCCCCAGUCCUAGAAUCAGGCAUUUCUCCAAGGAACAUUAAUUUAUUUUUAUGGAGAAUAAAAGAAACCAAGAUCCGAGUGCUUUCCCUCUUUUUAAUUGCUCCAAAAGGUAUCUGACUAUGUAAGGCAAAAAUAGUAACUGUAUUUUGUUUCUGUAGCACAUGUAAAAAUAAAAUAUAUGACAACAAAAGAUGGGAGGGAGGAAUUGACUCUACACAUGAUGUAAAUAUUAUUUGAAGAUGAACUCAAGGUAACUAAAGGUGUAUAUUAUAAACCCUAGUGCAACUACAGAAGAAAAUUUUAAAGAAGUGUAAAUAAGUCAAUAGAAGAGAUAAAAUAGAAAUAUAAAAAAUGCUCUACUAAGUAGCCCAAGAAAUGGGAGAAAAGAAGACAAAAAGCAAGAUAAUGGUAGCUUUUAAUCGAAUCAUAUAAGUAAUCACAUUGAAUGUGGUGAGAACGAGUCAGUUAAAAGAUUGUCAGAUUUGUUUGUGUGUGUGUGUGUGUGUGUGUUUCUUAAAAAGCAAUGUGGUGGCUCAUGCCUGUAAUCCCAGCACUUUGGGAGGCUGAGACAGCCAGAUCACCUGAGGUCGAGAGUUCGAGACCAGCCUGACCAACAUGGAGAAACCCUGUCUCUACUAAAAAUACAGAAUUAGCUGGGCAUGGUAGCACAUGUCUGUAAUCCCAGCUACUUGGUAGGCUGAGGCAGGAGAAUCACUUGAACCCGGGAGGCGGAGGUUGCAGUGAGCCAAGAUCAUGCCAUUGUGCUCCAGCCUGGGCAACAAGAGUGAAACUCCAUCUCAAAAAAAAAAAGAAAAAUGCUGCUUACAAGAAAUCCACUUUAAAUAUAAAGAUAUAGAUAAAAGAAGGGAGAAAAUUUACAGUUGCAAACACCAAAAAGAAAGCUAAAGCAGACCUAUUAAUUUCAGACAAUAUAAGCUUCACAACAAGGAAGAGUAUCAGCGAUAAGGAGGGACGUGACAUAGUCCACUUUCCAAGAAAUAACUGUCUUUAAUGUGUAUGCACCUAACAGCAACCUUCAAAAUACAUAAAGUGAAGACUGAGAACUAAAAGGUGAGUAGAAAAAUCCACAAUUGUAGUUGGAGACUUCUAUAUCCCUCUCAGUAACUGGUAGAACAAGUAGGCAGAAAAAUCAGUAAGGAUCUAGAUGAUCUGAGCAACACUUGACCAACAUGACCUAAGAGACAUUUAUAGAACACAUCACUCAACAACAGCAGAACACACAUUUUUCACAAGUGCACAUGGAACAUUCACCAAGAUCAUAUCCUGUGCCAGGAAACAAACUGGCAAAUUUCAGUGAAUUGAAAUCAGGCAUAUUAUAUUCUCUGGCCAUAAGGAAAUCAAACUAGAAAUCAGUAACAGAAAGGUAGUAGGAAAAUGGCCAUAUAUUUAGACAUUAAACAACAUACUUUAACCCAAGGACCAGAGAAGAAAUCUCAAAGGAAAUUUAAAAAUACAUAUAGCCAAAUGAAAAUGGAAAUACAGCAUCAAAAUUUUGAGGCCCAACUAGAGUAGUGAUGAGGUGAGAUUUAUAGCAACAAAUGCCUAUAUUUGAAAAGAGGGAUCCCAAAUCAGUAAUCUAAGUUCUUACCUUAAGAAACUCAAAAAAGAAGAGCAAACUUAACCCCAAUCAAGCCGAAGAAAGGAAAAUGUAAAGUGAUACCAAUUCUACACAGUCUCUUUCAGAAAAAAUUAGGAGAGGAGAGAACAGUUUCCAACUUAUUUUUUUAGGUCGGCAUUACCCCGGUGCAAAACCAAAGUAAGCCAACACAAGAAAAAAAAUCUACAAAUCCAUGUUCCUCAUGAACUCUAGACACAAAAAUCCUCAGUAAAAAGUAAGUAAAUUGAGCAAUAUAUAAAAAGGAUAAUAUAUCAAGACCAAGUUGGUUUUAUCCCAGGAAUGCAAGGCUGAGUCUACAUUUGAAAAUUCAUUAGUAUAAUCAGGAUAUUAACAAUUCAACAUCUAUUCAUCAUUUAAAAAAAAAAUCUCAAUGCACUAGUAAUAGAAAGGAACUUAACCUAAUAAAGAGCAUCUACAAAAAAUAUACAGCUAAAAUACUUUAUAAGGGGAAAGCAUUCAGUCUUCUAGUAUUUGAAGCUAGGUAAUGAUAUUUUUUUUCUCACCAGUCAUAUUUACCAUGGUAGUAAAAGUCCUAGCCAGUACAGUUAGGCAAAAAUAAAUGAAUAAAAUGCAUACAUACUGGGAAGAGAGAAAUUAAACUUCCUCUAUUCACAGAAGAUAGAUUCUUUCAUGUAGAAAAGUGUAAAGAAAUUACAAAAAAACUCCUCGGACCAAUCAGUGAGUUUAGCAAGGUUGCAGGGUACGAAGUUAAUAUAUAAAAAUCAACUAUAUGCCAGCAGUGAACAAUUGGAGUUUGAAAUUUAAAAAAAAAAGAUAGCACCCCAAAUAAAGGAAGGAAAAGAAACAUCUAGGUAAAAUUCUGACAAAAUAUAUACAGUCUGUAUGUUGAAAACUGCAAAACACUGAUGAAAGAAAUGAAAGAGAAAGAAGACCUAGAUGAGUAGAUAGAUACAUCAUGUUAAUGGAUUUCAAGACUCAGUAUUGUCAAGAUGCCAUUUCUUCCCAGAUUGAUCUGUAGAUUAAACACAAUUUCAAAAUCCCAGCAAGCUCUUUUGUAGUUAACUAACAAGCUGAUUCUAAAAUAUGUAGGUAAAGACAAAGGAACUACAAUAGCUAGAAUGAUUUUAAGAAGGAACAAAAUUUUAAAAAAAUACUACUACUACCUGAUUUCAAGACCUACUACAAAGCUAUAGUAAUCCAGAAAGUGUCAUAUUGACAAAAGGAUGGGCACAUAGAUCAGUGGACAAAACGGCUCAGAAAAUUUACACCUACACAUAUAUAUUCAGCUGGGUUUUUGGCAAAGGUAGUAAGGCAAUUCAACAGAGAAAGGAUGGUGGUUACAACGAAUGGUGUUGAAACGAUUCUACAUCCAUACACAAAACAAAAACAACCCACUUGAAAAUAACUCAGACUUUAUUAAAAAAUUAACUAAAAUUGGAUUAUAGACCCAAAUUUAAAACAGGAAACUGAAAUUUAGAGGAGAAAAUCCAACACAAAAAGCAGGAUCCAUAAAGAAAAAACUGAUGUAUUGGAGGUUGAACUUCAGUUUUGCUCUGUGAAAGGCACUGUUCAGAGAGUAUAGGACAACCUACAGAUUAGAAGAAGGUAUUUGCAAGUCACAUAUCCAAUAAAGAGUUUGUAUCCAGACUAUUUUAAGAAUUCUUAAAACCCAACAGUAAGAAAACAUAUUUUUAAAAGGGCACAAGAUCUGAACAGAUACUUCAAAAAGAAGAUAUAUGGAUGGCAAAUAAGUGUAUGAAAGUAUGCUCAAUAUUAUCAGGCCCUAGGGAAUUGAAAAUUAAAACCUAAUGAGAUACAACUGCACAUCUAGUAAAAUGGCUAAAAUUUAAGAAAACGCAAUGGCUGGGCACGGUGGCUCACACCUGUAAUCCCAGCACUUUGGGAGGCCGAGGCAGGCAGAUAACCUGAGGUUGAGAGUUUGAGACCAGCCUGAUCAACAUGGAGAAACCCCAUCUCUACUAAAAAUACAAAAUUAGCCAGGGGUGGUGGCGCAUGCCUGUAAUCCCAGCUACUCGGGAGGCUGAGGCAGGAGAAUCGCUUGAACCCAGGAGGCAAAGGUUGUAGUGAGCCAAGAUCAUACCAUUGCACUCCAGCCUGGGCAACAAGAGUGAAACUCUGUCUCAAAAAAAAAAAAAAACCCAAAAA
This is a messenger RNA of Gorilla gorilla gorilla (western lowland gorilla), 6403 nucleotides long. It is a transcript of the gene MEF2A, whose product is annotated as myocyte enhancer factor 2A. Lineage: Eukaryota; Metazoa; Chordata; Mammalia; Primates; Hominidae. Gene Ontology annotation, molecular function: histone deacetylase binding; protein dimerization activity; DNA-binding transcription factor activity, RNA polymerase II-specific. Gene Ontology annotation, biological process: positive regulation of transcription by RNA polymerase II; cell differentiation. Bases 785 to 1696 code for a protein of 303 amino acids. The transcript has 9 exons. The record is from RefSeq and is a predicted model, not a curated record.